AAAGGUACUUAUUCCGCUAAAGGUGAUAGUGCAGGAAAGUAUGAAUUCACAUGGCAAGGUAUUGAUGAUGCAAUCGUCGGAAAAGGUUUCAAAAAUGGUGCAAAAGAUCGUGUUUUCACUUUUGAUGGUCAAUUUGAAGUCAGUGGAAAUGGUGCUUAUUUGGCUCUCUAUGGUUGGUCAGUCGGCAGCAAAUGCGUUGAAUAUUACGUUGUUGAUAAUUGGGGUCAAUAUCCUCCUUGUGGAUCGGACAGCAAAGGUACACUCCAAAGUGAUGGUGACACAUAUACCUUUUGCACCGUGAUGGGCGGUCCAUGUGUUGAUAAUUCAAGUCAAAAUCAUAUUCAAUAUUGGUCACGUCGUCAUACAAAACGAUCAAAAGGUACAAUCACUUUUGCGAAUCACGUUUCUGCAUGGGAAAAAGCUGGAAUGGUUUUGGGAACUUUGAGUUCUCCACAAAUUUUGGCUGUUGAAGCAUAUGCUGGCUCUUCUGGUUCUGCAACCAUUACGAUU
Molecule: messenger RNA, 510 nt
Organism: Meira miltonrushii
Lineage: Eukaryota; Fungi; Basidiomycota; Exobasidiomycetes; Exobasidiales; Brachybasidiaceae
Product: concanavalin A-like lectin/glucanase
Exons: 1
Biological process (GO): xylan catabolic process
Molecular function (GO): hydrolase activity, hydrolyzing O-glycosyl compounds
Source: RefSeq, a predicted model, not a curated record